AUGCCGGGUUUCCAGAGCCCGUUCAAACGAACCGAUACCGACACAUCGGAUCCACCUCGCGCUGACGACGCACCCGCGUCGACCGCGUCGCCCGCGGCGUCGAAAAGCGAAACCACGCACUCUGGGAGCGAUUCCGGACCGAAACGCAAACGCGACGAAACGAGGACGGCACCGCGCGAUGCGACGCCGACGGGCGCUCGAAAAGGCGCGGAAGCGCUGAUGGAUAUUUCUUUGAGCGAAGUUUCUAUAGGCGCGGGGCUGGAGCGGCGCGAGAGCGACGGAGCGGGUGCGGAGGAUGGUGGCGUCUCGGAGACAACGAAGACGCGCGGCGCGGCGAGAUCGGAGACGCCGGAGCGCGACGCGAUGGAUGAUGUCUGGACGACGUUUCAUGAUUCUUUGAAGCGCGCGGAAUUGGCGAAGAGAAUAUCGAGCGAGGAUGAGAUGACGAAUACGGUGAGUGAGGUGCGGCGGGUGAGUGAGCGAUUGCGAGAUUUGUGGUCGACGAAUGCGACGAAGGCGAGCGAUUUAGCGAGGCACAUGUCGCAACGAUGCUGGAAUUUCGCAAUCGAGAAAACGGCGUUGGAGACGACGGCGGAAAGCGGGAUUGUGAAGAAGGAAAUGAUUGGUCCGUUGCUUGAUUUGAGGUACUUCGCGUGUGAGUUGCUGGACGCCGCGUUGGGAUUUGCGGAUGGCUUCGCUGUGAGCGCUGGGGCGCCUGAAAUUUCGAGUCUCGCUGUCGGCAUUUCAAAUCACUUGACGCUCGCAAAGUUGCUGCACGAUGCGGGUGAGUUCAAGGCGGCGGAAGAGCAGUUCGUGAUCGGUGAAUCAUACGGUAAUUCGUUCUUGAACCGAAAUGGCGAAUUCGACGCCGAGACAAUGUUACAGACGAUUGAAGCCGCCACGUCACGCGCAAAGAACUGUUUUUAUCUCGGCAACGUCGCCGGUGCUCGGGACUUUUUUCAAGACGCCAAAUCGCUUUCUGAAAGCGAAAAGAAUAAAGGAAAUGAGACUAUGUGCGUAACGACAUUGAUCAGCGCGAAGAUAAACUUGGCUGAGAAUUUCGUGGUUUCAGAAAAGCUUCAAUCAGCAGAUGACGAAGCCGUGUUCGACAGAAAAGUUGGUUUCCUCGUCAAAGAGCUAAUCGCAGCAUACUACGACUUGUUCACGAUCACUCCGAAUUCUUGGUCGACGUCUUCCCAUCAAGAUAACGCGGCGCACUUUGAUUUAGAUGAGAAACUCGUGUGCGAGGACCACCGCCUGGUUCGCGCCGAUGGUUUGUACAUUCGCAUCUUGCAUAACCUUGCCAGACUAUUCAUUCACGGAAGAAGGUACAACGAGGCUCUUAAAGUGUUGGAUAAAAUGAAAAUAAUCAAGUCUUACGCGAAAAAGUGUGAAAAUAGUGAUAACGUCUUGGCUCGCGAUUUGCAGGCGUUAACCGAAUCGUUUCUCAUGGACAACAUGCUGAUUGAAGCGUUCUCAGGGAGUGGUGAGAUUUCGAAAGCGUGCAGCAUACUCGAAAAUGUACUCAACGAUGAAAACUCUGUUGUGAAUGUCCUCCAUACGUGCUGUGUCAAUCUGGCGAAGAGCGAAUGCGGCGCUGGCGCCGUUGCGUCGUGCAUCGCUCCGCUCGCCAAACGACUGAGCGGCUGUCCAAAGGCGAGACGACAAGAAAUGAUUACUGAUAUCUUUGAAGCUCUACUGGAUACGACGCUCACUGUAGAUGAACAAGUAGCAAACGAUGUUCUGUCUUAUAUGGAUCGACUUCUUACAGAUACCGAUAGUUUCAAGGAAAUCGGUUUUUCUCGCGACGGGCAAUCUCGUGCAUACGCCAUCAUCUGGAACGCUGCAUCUGACAUGUACAUGCAAAAUAAGUACUCACUGGCACGAAAACUGUUUGGUAUGACGCUCCCAUUAUCGUCACAAAGAAAGUCGAAGACCGUGAGCAACGCAGCGGUACCGGUUAUCCGGCUGCAAGUGAUGUGCGAUCUCGAGAAUGGCGAUAUCGAACAAGCAAAGGAGUCGCUGCGAAGUUUGCUGGCGGACAAGACCGCGACGGAUGUGUCCACAACAUUGUUGAACGUAAAGUUUCAGCUCAUUUCUGACGACGUCUCGGGCCUGGGAGAAUCGAUUCGAACGUUUGCAAAGGCAGGUGAAUCUGAUGCGUUGUUAUACGUUGCGGGAGAACUCGAUGGCUCAAAGCACCACGCCACGGCCGCAGACGCUUUUCGUAGCCUUUACGAUAUGAUUUUGAACAAUAUGGGUACCGAUAAUAUGAUGAAGCAAGAGACUUUUAUAUUUUGCAGUUAUCUGCGACACGUAAAAAUGGCCAAAAUGGGUGACUUUGACUCGAAGACGUUUUCUGAAUCAGCCGAGUUGUUCAGCGAGUUCAUGAAGCGAGCGUCGAAUUUGAAUCUUCUCACAGAUGUUCGACAGGCACGGUAUCUCGCCGACUUUUCGUGGAAUACUGGCCUCGACGCGUACGAAAAGUCGUCAGAAACAGAAGCGGCCUAUCAGUUUAUGUUUUUAUGUGCGCUUGUGAUUUCCAAAUUAAACAAGAUUCCAGAAGGUUUGGAUGCAGACGAUCGUGCAGAGUAUGGCUAUCGACAAGCAGUCGCGCUUCUGUUGUCCAUCGCAUCGCUCACCAGCUAUAACCCAGCUACUGAUGUAGGAGACGAACAAUCUCGGAAAGAACGCGAAGCGAAGAAUAUCGCCCGCUCAAAGGGUGCGAUGGCCAAUCUCCACAGCUUGUUGAAAAACGCUGAAGAGGAAAGGUACGAAGAGUUGCGAAAGGUUGCGAGUGUCCUUGAAUAUGAAAUCGCUUGCGCCCAGCGUGACGUCGCGUUGCAAGGCAAAAUAAUCGAAAUAUUAUCGACAAAGACGUUGGAUGACGAAGCUUCAAUAAACACGCUCUUGAUGAUUGCCGACCGCGGCGCGGCGAUGAGAACGUCUGAUUUGGUCACCGUUUCGAGAGCAUAUGAAGCGGUUGGGAAAGCUAUGAAGAAGUAUUUGAUUCAAGACGUUGCUCUCAUCGCGCGAUUAAUGCGUAAACAAAUUCAACUCGCUUCGCGAGUGUACAAAAGCAAAGACGACGUGAUUCACUCGCUUUACGACUCGGCCGAAGAGUUCCUCGCACUGCAUCCUUCAUAUCCCCCAGUGGAAGCGCAGUGGUUGCUCUCAACUUGUUUCAACCGUGCCGUUCGACAUGAGAGAUCGAUGCGAACGAAGGAAGCAAUCGACUGGCUCAAACAAACGCAAAAGCUCAUUUCAGCGCUCGAAGAGAUUUUGCCAGAUGCCGUCGAAACGUACUCAUCCAUCAUAAACGACAACCUCGCCGUGUUGACUGUUGAAUUGGACGCAGCGUAG
This is a messenger RNA of Ostreococcus lucimarinus CCE9901, 3363 nucleotides long. RefSeq lists its product with no specific name. The record is from RefSeq and is a predicted model, not a curated record. Gene Ontology annotation, biological process: regulation of synaptonemal complex assembly. Bases 1 to 3363 code for a protein of 1120 amino acids. Lineage: Eukaryota; Viridiplantae; Chlorophyta; Mamiellophyceae; Mamiellales; Bathycoccaceae. Gene Ontology annotation, molecular function: protein binding. The transcript has a single exon.